This is a messenger RNA of Priapulus caudatus, 1368 nucleotides long. Its product is annotated as ATP-sensitive inward rectifier potassium channel 11-like. The transcript has 4 exons. The coding region runs from base 1 to 1368 and encodes 455 amino acids. Lineage: Eukaryota; Metazoa; Priapulida; Priapulimorpha; Priapulimorphida; Priapulidae. Gene Ontology annotation, molecular function: inward rectifier potassium channel activity. Gene Ontology annotation, cellular component: plasma membrane. The record is from RefSeq and is a predicted model, not a curated record. Gene Ontology annotation, biological process: potassium ion import across plasma membrane; regulation of monoatomic ion transmembrane transport.
AUGACAGCUUCACGAACGACGAUCUUCUUCGCCGGCCGACGUCGCGUGCCGCACCACCGACGCGUCGCCAACAAGAACGGUUCGCUGAACGUCGAUCACUCGCGGAAAGAUUUCGCCGCCAACCGUCGCUACCUGUCCGACCUCUUUACGACGAUGGUCGAGAUGCAAUGGCGCUGGACAAUACUCGUCUUUGCGCUCGGCUUUCUCGUCAGCUGGAUCUUCUUCGCCGUCGUCUACUACGUCGCCGCGUACGCGCACGGCGACUUCACGAGGGAAAACCUCGCGAAAACUCUCAACGGCACGUGGACUCCCUGCAUCGUCGCGCAUUUCUCAUUCACGGAGACGUUUCUGUUCUCGCUCGAGACGCAGCACACGAUCGGUUACGGCUCGAGAUCGAUCACCGAGGAGUGCCCCCUCGCCAUCCUCAGCCUCAUCUGCCAGUCGAUCUUCGGCGUGCUGAUUCAAUCGCUGGUCGUCGGCAUGGUGUUCGCGAAGGCGACGCGGCCGAAGAAGCGCGCGCAGACGCUGAUGUUCAGCAAGACGGUCGUCGUCAACAUGCGCGACGGUCGUCUAUGCAUCGAAUUCCGCGUCGGCGACGUCCGCCGCUCGCAGCUGAUCGACGUGCACAUGCAUGCCGUCGUCGUCAUGCGUCACACGUCCCGCGAGGGGGAGCUGAAGCCGCUCUACCGACACAAGGUCAAGCUGAGCGUCGACGCUUGCAGCGACGAAGUUUUCAUGCUGUGGCCCGUCGAGGUGACGCAUCGAGUCGACGCCGACAGUCCGUUCUACUCGAUGACGCGCGACGACUUCGCGCGACGCAAGUUCGAGAUGAUCGUCUCGCUAGGUGGCGUCAUCGCGUCGACGGGGCAGACGACGCAGGGCCGCACGUCGUACCUGAACGGCGAGGUGCGCUGGGGCGAGACGUUCUCGCCGCUAGUGCAGUACGACGAUGAGCGUCGGCUGUACAAGGUCGACUUCGCGCGCUUCGACGACACGUAUCCGACACCGAUGACCGGUCUCAGCGCGAAGCAGUACAGCGAGCGACGCGCCGCGGAAGGCGGCGAGCCCGAGGAAGAUGCGAAACACGGCGAGCUGAGGAGGCACUCGCACGCCGCCUGCACGGGCGUCGAACUGCUGCGGCUUACACCCGGAGCGGACCCCCCGCUGAGCGAGGAUGAGGAAGCGAGAGAUUCGGACAGAGAUCGUGACAAAGACCUCGUGAUAAACUACGAGUGGGCACAAGCCCUUAAAAUUGAAAUCUACUCAACGAAUACUUCGGGGAGGCAUUCCGAAGCAAAACCCGACGAAAUUCAAGCAAGAACACGAUUCGACUCCCUCUCGCAGACUUCCCCAGUUAUUUACAUGUGA